Acanthaster planci (crown-of-thorns starfish) is the source of this 5151-nucleotide messenger RNA. Its product is annotated as lysosomal protective protein-like. The record is from RefSeq and is a predicted model, not a curated record. Gene Ontology annotation, molecular function: serine-type carboxypeptidase activity. Gene Ontology annotation, biological process: proteolysis. NCBI's taxonomy places the organism in Eukaryota, Metazoa, Echinodermata, Asteroidea, Valvatida, Acanthasteridae.
CUAGCCUAGCCGGUCGCAGCCAAGCCAGCUUUGCAUGACGCGGCUAACUCGAAAGCGAGACCUACAUGUACUGUACCUGCUGGUCCGGCAGCACGCGCACUGUAUUGUGCACCGGGGCCGUAUCGGUGCAUUUAUCACAUGACUGUUUCAAAGGUGCUCAGAGCAAUUUACUUUGAGGGUUUUGAUAUAUAUUCUACUUUAAGCAAGUGCCCCAGCAUGGAAUGGAUUACCACUUUCAUCGCUUUGCUCAGCCUGGCAUCCAUCAGUCUGUACCAGGCUAGUGCUGCCUCUAAUCCAGAUAUCAUCAAGGCCAUGCCUGGAUUGCUGAAGCAGCCAAGCUUUGACAUGUUUUCAGGCUAUCUGGAUGGCACAGGCACGAAGAAGCUGCAUUAUUGGUACAUUGAGUCCGAGCAUUCGGUGACAGAUCCACUCAUCAUCUGGCUGAGCAGUGGACCAGGCUGUAGCACCAUCUACAGUGCCCUCACUAGCAACGGUCCGUUCAGGGUCCAGCCGGACGGUGCCAGUCUGGAGUACAACCCGAACAGUUGGAAUCUGAAUGCCAAUUUAUUGUACAUCGAUGCUCCAGUUGGGACUGGUUUCUCAUAUUCUCUUGACAGCUCAUACGCCUCAAAUGAUACAGAAGUGACAGAGGAUCACUUCCAGGCUCUUCUGUCCUUCUUCACCAAGUACCCCAACAGCACACUCAAUGUCAUCUACAUAGCUGGGGAUGGGUACAGCGGGGUCUAUGCACCCCUUCUACUAGCCAAACUGGACAGUGUCUCUCAGAAACUACCACUGCAGUUCGGGGGCAUUGCCAUUGGUAAUCCUCAUACUAGUCUAGUAUUGCAAGACAACUCGCUUAUUUAUUUUGCUUAUCACCAUGGCAUUAUUGGGGACAAGCUCUGGUCUGUGCUUAGCAUGUCCUGUUGUCCACAGGGGAAAUGUAACUUCCACAACAACACCAAUAAGCAGUGUGAAAGUGCCGUAAACGAAACAGUGCAUGAUGUGCUUAACAUCGGUAUUAAUCCCUACAAAGUCAAUGGUGACUGUGCUGGCGGAGUACCUGUGUCCUCAGGAAUGGCUGGUCGGGAUGGAUUCUACCAUUAUCCACCGGGGAUGCAGCAUAUAUUUGCCAAAAGUAAUCUCAUUCAGAAGCAGCAAAAGCACAUUAAAGGGAUUCCGUCAUGGAAGCUCAAAGCAGACCUGACCUGCAUCAACACUACUGCCGUGACCAAGUAUCUCAAUGAUCGUGAUGUCCGUUCAGCCCUGCAUAUAGGAGACGAUUUCCCCACAUGGGAAGUGUGCAAUGCCACCGUUGAUCAACUGUACACUCGACAGUAUCCUGACAUGUCCAGCGUAUACACAGACCUCCUGAACACAUUUAAGUACCGCCUGUUAGUCUACAGCGGAGACCAGGAUGCCACUCAUAACUUCCUGGGCAAUGAGUGGUUUGUGACCAAUCUAAGAAGGGAGGCCGAGGUUCAGUGGCGACCUUGGCUGUACAAGAACGCUGACGAUCAAGACCAGGUAGCAGGCUUUGUCAAAGAGUAUGACAACAUUGCCUUCCUCACCAUCAAAAAUGCAGGUUUCUGGGCACCAAGGGAUCAACCUCUGGCCACCGGCCUUCUCAUCUACAAUUUCAUCAACAAGAGGCCAUAUUGAGAUGCCCAUGGUCAUCCACAUCAAGCCUAGUAGCAGGUGCCAGGAUGAGUGCAGAGCAGUUGGGGCCGUCACCUAAAAGGGGGCAAAGCUUUCUGGGGGAGGGGCGCUCCUCUUUGUUAGCAGCAAACUGAUUAAUUAUUAGUGGUGGAAGGUGUCAAUUCUGAGGUGUUUCAUUCAAAGUGAGAAGUUUCAUCCUGUCCAUCUGUGUUUUCUGUCUCUUUUAUGGGGGGGGGUAGCCUUUCUCCACCCCACCUGACAUGCACAAGUGCAAUUGCACUAAUCACAAUUGCCACUUCUUAAAUACAUUGUCUCAAGAACUAUACCCAUGCUUGACGUGGCUUGUUCAAGUGUGUUAUUUUGCUAAUUGCUCAAACAGAUUGGAUUUUUGAGAAAAAUCCCCCCCCUCAAAAAAAUGAAAUUUUUCUCAGGGUGAAAGUUAAUCGCUGGGCAGUCAGUGCAGAGUCAAAUCACACACUAUCAAAGUGAACUGUGCCAGAGGCUUUCCUCUUCCAUUGCUCAUAAGCCUUUUGCGAGGUAAAUAUGAAUAAAAUCUGGUACACGGAGUUAUCAGAUUGCACAUAAACAUAGCAAUUUGAAUUCCCCAGACUAAAGACACUGUUGCUGUACCUCGUGACUGGGGGCAAGCUUUGACAUAGCGACCACCAUGUCUGGAAUGGCCUGGUUCCUUUGUGCCCGUCUUAUCCAUUGAAAACAGUGUAUUGGUGCAAGGUGUCUCUCAUGUAACUAAGCAAAAGCUAACCUCCAAAUCACAAAGUAUAGCAACGGCGUCUUAAGUACGGAGGAUUCAAAUUGUAAUGUUCACAGGAAUUUAAAGAACUCAGUGACCAGAUUUUAAUCAAAUGUAACUCGCAAAAGGCUUAUUUACCUAAUGGGGAUGUGUAUACCUGUACUGUUCAGCAUUAUAUGCCUAGUGCUUUCUGGGAAGAUGUCUCCAAACCUCGGUGGUUGGAUUUGAACCCACGACCCUGUACUUACUAGUGCAGUGGUCUUAGUUGUAGGGCCACCCAUUUAGCAGCUGGUACCGUGAUGAUUGGAUGAUCAUGUGUUAAUUGUGGACAUUUGUUGAAAUUAUCUCCUUCAGUAUUACACCGAGAUCUUGUAUUGUGAUAGUCUUAUAUGUAUCACACCGAGUCAUAUUUUACUUUUUACAUAAUGACAUCAGUGUCUAAUGAAUUUUGCUGUUACUUGGCAUGAUGACCUGUGAAGAAUUAACUUUUAUACAAUUCCGAUUGGCAGGAAUUUGAAAGAAAUUCAGUACUAAGAUACAUUGACUGAGGCAGCUGUAUGGGAGAUAUUUAAACUUAUGAAACUCAACAUUGUUAUAAUUCACAACUAAAGUCAACUAAAAGUGAGCUGCUGCACGGGACUCUCUUUUGACUUGAAAAAAAUUCAGCCCUUUUUAAUUGAUCCAUGUGAUCUUUUCGUUUGAACAUUCAGCCUGCUGUGGCCUAACAGCAGCUAGAAAUAAAUUUCUACUGUACAUUUUAUAUGCUUCAUACCUUGGGUGCAGAGUGCUGAAGACUAUUUUUCUAGGUUUUACUUUACAUUGUAUGUCGUGGAAAUCAGACAAAAGAAUGGUUUUUGUGAGUGUACCCUCUAGAAUUGAGAUGAAAGAGGUGUAAAAAGGGGCCCUUGGGUGACAAAUGUAUUUAUUUCAGCGUACACCCAACAAGAAGUCUGAUAACUUGAUUUAUAUUUCCGACACUCUUAAUACAUUGAAAUUUAUACAAAGUAAUCAUUGUAUACAUUUCUGUGUUGUGUGUCCGCACUUUCAUUGUUGGGUCUACAUUGUUCCCCUUCAUUUCUACCCACAAGGACAGCAUUCAAGGAAGCAGGUUAAUGUUAAUAACAGUAUUUUUGUCUUUACCACAAUAAACUGUACAGUUUUAUCACAUAGAUCAUGGAAGUCAAAGGACAGCUGUAUGUGCAAGUGUUGCUGUGCGCUAUUUAUUUUCCAACUUUGCUGAGCUUCAAGACAUAACACAGGUUUGCAUAAAAACUGUUUUAAAUUAAUUACGCAUACAUCAGAAACUGUGCAAAAAAAUGCAUUCUAAGAAUAAAUAUUUUGGAUCAGAAAGAAUCACAAAUAUGUGGAAUUUGUAAGUUUUUAUAAAUACUCCGGGGCCUGCGUGUAAACAUUUUCUAUGUAAAACGUUUCCCUCAUUACUCUCCAGCAAUUCAUUGCCACAUGUACCGUACCAUUUUACGUACAAAGCUAGUCUUUCCAUUCUAUUCUUGUUAAUUUACUUAUUUUUGUAACUAAUCUUUUAAUAUGCUCCAUGAUUUAAAAUUACACUUGUAAAUUGACAAGUGAGGAUUACCAUAUCUUGAUAAUAAAAAAACCACCCUUUAUGUCAACAUCAAACAAUGCAUACUGUUACAUGUUUUUAUACAGUAAGAGCCAAGUGGCCAUUCAGCAAUUAGUGAAGACUUUUUAGUUCCAGCUCUGAUAUAUUUCACUCUGUAUAACCUUUAAAUAUACAUGUACAUGUAUCUGUCAACUGUAAGGGCUAUUUCCAGUACUUACAAGAUCACAGAGUAAAACUACAUAAAUUAGAUUGGUGGGUAUGCUUACAUAUACUGUACAUGUGUUGAGCACAAUUACGGUUGUCAAAAAGACAACCGUAAUUGACAUGAGAGGGAAAACACUAAGCACAUUAUACAACACAAUAUCCUUCAUGCAGUACAAACGUGAUCCAAUUUUGGUAAAUUUUCACUUUUACCACAGUCACUUGCUAACGCCAGUAAUUUUUCAAAUUCAAAAUAAAACCCUGGUUUUAAUAUGCUGAACAUUCCAUGCAUUUUGAACACUGUCAAUAAACACAUGAUCAGAGAGGAAAUGACCUCCCCAAUAUCCUCAGACUGUUGAAAACUGUCACUAUCACCUGAUCAGUCUGUAUUAAAGCUCAAAACAAACUCUAUAGUAUUAAAUGUUGUGACAAUUGUGUAGCAUUGCCUAGUACUGCCUUGUAUAGCCACGCAUUGUUACAUCCAACCACAAUGGCUUCAUGCAUAAACAAAUGAUCGUCCUUGGGUGACAAAUCAAGUAUGUGACAUUCACUUGCUCAAGCACAUCUAGCAGAGAGUAUGCACAACACUAAUUUGAGAUAAAAUGAAACUGUGCCUUCACAUUCACUAGUUGUAAAAAAAUCAAGGGAUAAGUGGUACCAUGCUCGCUUGAAAGCCUUGCGUACUGUGGUGGCACCAUGCUCACUUGAAGGCCUUGCGUACUGUGGUGGCACCAUGCUCGCUUAAAGGUUUUGCAUACUGUGGUGGCACCAUGCACACUUGAAGGCCUUGCAUACUGUGGUGGCACCAUGCUCGCUUGAAGGCCUUGCGUACUAUGCUCACUUGAAGGCCUUGCGUACCGUGGUGGCACCACGCUCACUUGAAGGCCUUGCGUACUGUGGUGGCACCAUGCUCGCUUGAAGGCCUUGCGUACUGUGGUGGCACCAUGCUCACUCGAAG